This is a messenger RNA of Eptesicus fuscus (big brown bat), 863 nucleotides long. It is a transcript of the gene LRMDA, whose product is annotated as leucine rich melanocyte differentiation associated. The record is from RefSeq and is a predicted model, not a curated record. Lineage: Eukaryota; Metazoa; Chordata; Mammalia; Chiroptera; Vespertilionidae. The transcript is spliced from 8 exons. Gene Ontology annotation, molecular function: protein binding. Gene Ontology annotation, biological process: melanocyte differentiation. Bases 54 to 818 code for a protein of 254 amino acids.
GCUCCCCGCUCCGUGCUCCCCGCUCCGCGCUUGGGGUCGUUCGCCCCGUCGCCAUGGCCGGGCUUGUUGUCAGUGGAACGCAAGUGUCCUACAUAGGCCAGGACUGCAGAGAAAUUCCAGAGCACCUCGGCAGGGACUGUGGACAUUUCGCCAAGAGGCUUGAUCUGAGCUUUAACCUUCUGAGCUUGCCUCUGCUGCCUUCCUGCCUGCCGAGUGUUAGAGAGGAAGCACACAAAGGAACUGUGCAAAGUUUGGAAGCAACUGGCAGGUCACUGGAAGGACUGAGCGCCUUCGGGAGCCUGGAGGAGCUCGUCUUGGACAACAAUCUGCUGGGGAACGACCUCGUGUUGCCAGGGUUACCCAGGCUCCAUACCUUAACCCUCAACAAGAACCAGAUCACUGAUUUGGAGCAUCUGCUUGAUCACCUGGCAGAAGUGACACCGGCUCUGGAAUACCUUAGCCUGCUGGGUAACGUGGCAUGUCCCAACGAACUGGUCAGCUUGGAAAAGGACGAAGAAGACUAUAAGAGAUACAGAUACUUUGUUCUGCACAAGCUGCCCAAUUUAAAGUUCUUGGAUGCCAGGAAAGUAACCAGAGAGGAACGAGAGGAAGCUUUGGUCAGAGGGGCGUUCAUGAAGGUGGUGAAGCCCAAGGAUUCCAGUGACAGCGCUGCUGCCCCUCCGGAGUGCCACUACACACCCCUGCCUUCUGCUUCCAGGGAACUCACCAGUCACCGAGGUGUCCUGGGGAAGUGUCGCUAUGUUUACUAUGGGAAGAACUCGGAGGGCAACAGGUUUAUCCGAGAUGACCAGCUCUGAAGGCAAGUUCUGUAUGCCUUAGCCCAUGUCAUGAGGAUUUAAGCA